Fusarium falciforme is the source of this 1758-nucleotide messenger RNA. RefSeq lists its product as hypothetical. The record is from RefSeq and is a predicted model, not a curated record. NCBI's taxonomy places the organism in Eukaryota, Fungi, Ascomycota, Sordariomycetes, Hypocreales, Nectriaceae. Gene Ontology annotation, molecular function: oxidoreductase activity, acting on the CH-CH group of donors. Bases 16 to 1758 code for a protein of 580 amino acids. The transcript has a single exon.
CAAUUCGCAUUCACAAUGGCUUCAGCUGAUGAAAAGCAACCCGUCAUCAUUGUCGGCGCUGGUCUCGCCGGUCUCGUCGCGGCCUUUGAGCUGUCGGAGCGCAAAGUCCCCGUCCUUCUCAUCGACCAGGAAAAUGAGCACAACCUUGGCGGACAGGCAUUCUGGUCCCUCGGCGGCAUCUUUGUGGUUGAUUCGACCGAGCAGCGCAGGAUGGGAAUCAAGGACUCGAGGGAAUUGGCGAUGCGUGACUGGAUGGGAUCUGCUCGCUUCGAUAGGGAAAAGGACGAUCACUGGCCGCGGCAGUGGGCCAAGGCGUUUGUCGACUUUGCGACCGACGAGAUGGAGAAUUACGUCAAGGAUCGAGGACUCGGCUUUUUGGUCAACGUUGGUUGGGCUGAGCGAGGUGAUGGAACAGCAAACGGACAUGGAAAUUCAGUUCCCAGAUUCCACAUCACAUGGGGAACAGGCCCAGAGGUUGUGAGAGUCUUUGCGGAGCCAGUCAAGAAGGCGGCAGAGAAGGGCAUUGUCAGCUUCAAGUUCAGACACGCCGUUGAUGAGCUGAUCGUUGACGAAUCUGGACGAGCCGUCGGAGUCAGAGGCCGAAUCCUGGAGGAUGACGACUCUCCUCGCGGCAUCAAGUCCUCUCGAGUUGAAAAGGACAAGUUUGAAAUUCGUGGUUCAGCCGUCAUCGUUUCCUCAGGCGGCAUUGGAGGAAACGUCGAAGCCGUCAAGGCAGCUUGGCCUGUCGACAGACUCGGCCCCAAAGUCCCAGAGAACUUUGUCGUCGGCGUUCCCGCGCAUGUCGAUGGACGCAUGAUUGGCAUUGCAGAGGAAGCUGGUGCCCAUGUCAUCAACCGCGAUCGGAUGUGGCAUUACACAGAAGGACUUCAGAAUUGGAAUCCCAUCUGGCCGAAUCAUGGUAUUCGAGUCCUCCCUGCGCCGUCUUCUCUCUGGCUCGACGCAACGGGCAAACGGUUGCCGCCGUUUCUCUACCCCGGCUCGGAUACUCUGGCGACUCUCAAGUACAUCUGCAGCACUGGGUACGAUUAUACAUGGUUCAUCCUCGAUCAAAGCAUCAUUGCGCGGGAAUUCGCCCUUUCCGGUUCAGAGCAGAACCCCGACAUCACGGGGAAGAGUCUCUGGCUGCUUCUCACACGAGUCUUUGGAAAGAAGGGCACCGUUCCUGUUCAGAACUUUCAGAAACAUGGCGCAGACUUUGUCGUCCGUGAAAACCUCGAGGAUCUUGUCGCCGGCAUGAACGAGCUAGCAAAGGCGCGUAACGGCCCGUUGCUCAACUAUGACGAUGUCAAGGAGGUGGUUCAAGCCCGAGAUGACCAGUUUAACAACCCUUACACCAAGGACGGGCAAGCAAUGCUCGUCCACAACGCGAGGACUUACUGGCCAGAUAAACGAAGCCGAGUCGCCCCUCCGCAUCGUCUCCUCGACAAGGCUCACGGUCCCUUGAUCGCUGUUCAGAUGAACCUUCUCACCCGCAAGACACUCGGUGGUAUUGAGACGAAUCUUGACAGCAAUGUCAUGAGGGAAGAUGGAAGCCCUUUCCCGGGUCUGUAUGCUGCUGGGGAGGUUGCAGGGUUCGGCGGUGGCGGUGUUCAUGGAUACAGUUCUCUCGAGGGAACAUUUGUUGGUGGAUGCAUCUUCUCAGGCCGUGCAGCUGGAAGAGCCAUUGCUCGCGAACUCUUGGGUGAUGAAGCAUCAUCUGGCGCAACAGGAAGCAGCAAGUUCAACUCACGCCUGUAA